AUGAAGCUUGGGAUCCCUAGCCUCGUAUCGGUCCUAGGUAGCAAAACGACUGAGCCUGGGGCUGACGGGCUGAAUUCUUCAGAAACUCAUCCUGAAGUCGACUCCGGGCCAACGACACACGAGAGAGAUGUCCACAAGGGAAAGCCGUCGUUUUCUGUGGACCACUCGUCUGACGAUGAGUCGCUCGAGAAAAUCGAUGACAACGCCGAGCAUGGUGUGCAAACUGUGCAGGCUAUGACCUACGCGUGGUCGAAGAAAGACAUCCUUUUUCUAUAUAUCAUGAUAUGGCUGAUCGAGUUCAUCCUCGCCUUUUCCAACGGCAUUGUCAACACUCUGACCCCUUAUGUGACGAGCUCCUUCCAAGAGCACUCAUUGACGGCACUCACUGGCGUCAUCUCGUCCCUGGUCGCCGGGAUCUGGAAGCUCCCAUACGCCAAAAUCAUGAACGUCUGGGGCAGACCACACGCCUUUGCCUUAAGCGUGCUCUUCAUCACGGCCGGCCUGAUAAUGAUGGCCGGCUGCAACAAUGUUCGGACGUACUGUGCAGCCCAAGUUUUUUACUGGAUGGGUUACAAUGGCAUCUCCUUCAGCAUUACUGUCUGCAUUGCCGAUACAUCGAAAUUGAAGAAUCGAGGUUUCAUGAUCGCCUACGCUUCCUCGCCCUUUCUCAUCACUACCUGGGUCUACGGAUACGCGGCUGAUAGCAUUCUCGCCGGCAUGGGUUUCCGAUGGGGCUUUGGCGUGUUCUGUAUCGUCGUCCCUAUUGUCUGCGCCCCAUUCGGUAUCGUGCACUGGAUAGCUCAACGAAAGGCCCGUAAAGCAGGCCUCAUACCUCUUCGUGUCACGGCAAACAUGAACUUGUCUCAGAAAACUUUCCAUUACCUCAAGGAGUUUGACGUGAUCGGACUGUUGAUCCUCGCUACGGGACUGUCUCUCUUCCUCUUGGCCUUCAACAUCUAUUCCUACCAGCCGGACACCUGGCGAUCUCCUUUGAUUAUCUGCUUUCUCAUCUUUGGCGGUUUGUUGAUUAUCGCCUUCGGCUUCUGGGAGGCCAAAUUUGCUCCGAUUACUUUUGUACCUUGGGAGCUGCUCAAGAACCGGACGGUUAUCUUCACUUAUACAAUGGCUGCCUCUCUAUAUAUUGGCUGGUAUAUCUGGGAUAGCUACUUCUUUUCCCUUCUCGUCGUCCUCUUCAACCAGACCAUCGUUCAUGCGACUUAUAUUAGCAACAUCUAUACGAUGGGAAGCUGUUUCAUCUCUCUCGUUUACGGACUCUGCCUUCGCUACUUCAGCGGCCGUCUGAAGCUCUACUCGUUCUUCUGGGGCGUUCCCCUUACCAUCCUAGGAGUUGGUCUGAUGAUCAAGUUCCGGCAACCGGACGUCAACAUCGGUUAUAUCGUAAUGUGCCAGAUCUUCGUCGCCUUCGGCGGAGGUGUCUUGGUCAUUUCCGAGCAGACCACCCUGAUGGCCGUCUCCAAGCAACGCGAUUUCCCCGCCCUGUUGGCUUGCGAGUCGAUGAUCAUUGCCAUUGGUUCCGCUGUUGGUUCGACGAUCGCAGGGGCCAUGUGGACGGGCAUCUUCCCCGAGAAACUAUCUAAAUACCUCCCAGCCAGCGCGCAAGGAGAUCUGGCCAAGAUCUAUGGCGACAUGACCGUCCAGGCCAGUUAUCCUUGGGGAAGUCCCACGAGAAAUGCCAUCAACAGGAGCUAUGCAGAAACCCAGCGGUACAUGUUGAUUGCUGCGACCAGCAUCUACUCCACCACCCUUAUAAGUGUCGCACUUUGGGAAGACGUGGACGUGCGCAAGAUGAAACAACGGACAAUUGGCUUGUUGUAA
Rhinocladiella mackenziei CBS 650.93 is the source of this 1836-nucleotide messenger RNA. RefSeq lists its product as uncharacterized. Gene Ontology annotation, molecular function: transmembrane transporter activity. The transcript has 2 exons. The record is from RefSeq and is a predicted model, not a curated record. NCBI's taxonomy places the organism in Eukaryota, Fungi, Ascomycota, Eurotiomycetes, Chaetothyriales, Herpotrichiellaceae. Bases 1 to 1836 code for a protein of 611 amino acids. Gene Ontology annotation, biological process: transmembrane transport.